ACGUAUUAUACUACUAAUUAUUAUAGAGGCCUGCGGCCCAUCUAAAGAACUAGGACGACCUUAGGGUUUUGAUAUAAAAAGCGUGACGAGUCCUCAUUCUCUCAGCCUAAUAAAAAUCCCUCUCUCGGUUGCGAUGAUGGUGUGCGGUCUUUUGUUAUGUGAUUCAUGUCGGGUAGUCCUGGAAAACUUCAGUUUUGCUGGACAGAGCCAUAGUGUUCAGUGUGGGAUUCGAAGCACAUAUGAGAGUAGAACUAGUGCAGUAAGAGAAGAGCUUAUGAAAUUUAAAGAUGCCUUGCAAAUUGGCGAUGGUGAUGACAGUGAUGACAGUGAUGACAGUGAUGACAGUGGUGGUGUCGUUGGAAUUGCCUCCCGACUUUUUGUGAGGUCAGAUGACAAAAACUUCAUCAAAGGGCGCAGAUCUGAACUAGUACUCGCUUCCUGUCUCUACUAUGCUUGCAGGAAAUACGAACUUCCUCUUCUUCUUAUUGAUCUUUCAAGCUACCUUGGAGUUGCCGUUUGCGAGUUAGGUUCUGUGCUCUUGCAACUCUGUAAAGAAGCCUUCGGUGUGGAUUACUAUGAGGAUCUUGUUGAUCCUUCAGUCUUCAUUCCUCAAUUCACAAACGGCUUAUUGGAAAGUGGACUUGACGAUGAAUCAACAACAAAGGUCAUUGGAACGGCUAUCAAUAUUAUGGCUAGUAUGAAGGGAGAUUGGACGCAGACCUGCCGGAAACUAAGCGGAAUAUGUGGUGCAGCAAUUUACAUAGCUGCCCUUUCUCAUGAUAUUGCAGACGUGGGUGAAGAAACAAUAACCUCUAUAUUGAUUGAGUUUGCUAAUACUGAAGCUGCAUGUUUAACUGUUGAGGGGCUCAAAAAAAGCGACAGUACAUUGCUUGAAAAACCUUUUACGCCAAGACCAAAUUCUGACAAAGAAGUUGUGAACUGUAAACAUAAGGAUUCAAAAAGUUUUGGUUAUGGAUUAUGUGAGGUCUGUCACGUUAAGUUCAUUGAAGUGUAUGCUGCUUUCCAGCAAGCAGUGAAGGAGAGAAAGGAAAAAGAAGAAAAUGAGGAGAAGAAAAGUGAAGCUUUAGAUGACCUCGAUGGUGAUCCUGUGGAAUCUAAGAAGCUUUCGCAUCCCGCAUCCACAGCUUGGACCAGAAUGCAUCAGAGCAAGGGACGCUUCGAUCAUUCCAGAAUUAAGAAAAGGAAGAUAAAAAAGAGGAUGAAGAACAAGACAAGAAGUAAUACCAAAGACAAGACGUGAAAGGAGACUAGAAAACAAGGGAAAUAAUCUAUUGUCUCUGUUGCAACAGUUUUUAUAAAACUUAUGGAGAUGUUUGUUCUAAGACUUAACUGUUGUGUUUUGCUACAUUCGUUUAAUGCAUUAUUAUAUUACUUAAU
Molecule: messenger RNA, 1398 nt
Organism: Brassica napus (rape)
Lineage: Eukaryota; Viridiplantae; Streptophyta; Magnoliopsida; Brassicales; Brassicaceae
Product: transcription factor IIIB 60 kDa subunit
Exons: 14
Coding region: 134-1261 (375 amino acids)
Biological process (GO): DNA-templated transcription initiation; transcription by RNA polymerase III; transcription preinitiation complex assembly
Cellular component (GO): nucleus; transcription factor TFIIIB complex; transcription preinitiation complex
Molecular function (GO): RNA polymerase III general transcription initiation factor activity; RNA polymerase III type 3 promoter sequence-specific DNA binding; TBP-class protein binding
Source: RefSeq, a predicted model, not a curated record